AUGGAGUGUAAUCGAAAUUGUGGUUUGCUGACGGGAACAAUCAUUGGGGCAGUGUUGGCCAUCAUCGGGGGAAUUUUAAUCCCAGUUGGAAAUAACCUCAUGGAGGACUUAAUAAAAACGGAAGUUGUCAUUGAAUAUGAUACAACUGCCUUUGGGAAUUGGAUCUUACCAGCGAGUCCUACCUACAGACAGAUUUGGUUCUUUGAUGUACAGAAUCCAGAGGAGGUGAUGAAGAAUGGGUCUGCUCCAAUCCUUAAGGAGAAAGGUCCUUACACUUACAAGACGCGAUAUAUGCCCAAAGUAAACAUUACGGGACACAAUGAUGCCACCCUGUCUUACUUCCUGGAAAAUAUCUUUAUUUUUCAACCUAAUAUGUCCAGCGGGUUGGAAAGUGACAACAUCACCACUGUCAACCUGGCUGUUGUGACUGCACCUGUUUUGUAUCCGAAUGAGGCUCCAUCCCUGAAUAUAUUAAUACAACUAUCAAAAUCAAAACUUCUUCAAACUAGAACAGUGAAAGAAAUACUUUGGGGCUAUGAAGAUCCUUUCCUGAAAUUAAUUCCAUUACCAAACAUUGAUAACAUCGUUGGGGUAUUCUAUCCUUUGAACAAAACAUUUGAUGGCCCUUACCAAAUUUACAACGGGAAAGAUGAUAUAAACAAAGUGGGAAUUAUACAGAGUUAUAAAAACAACAGGACCGUUGACUACUGGGAAAGUUAUUGUGGUAUGGUGAAUGGCACCGAUGGAGCAUCGUUCCACCCUUUUAUCAGCAAGAGUGAAGAGCUGUAUUUCUUUUCCUCGGAUAUUUGCAGGUCAAUGUUUGUAACAUUUGAGAGCGAGAAGACAGUGAAAGAAAUUCUAGUUUAUCGCUUUGCUGUCCCUCUGACCAUUUUUUCAUCACCCACUACCAAUCCUGACAAUAUUUGCUUCUGCACUGACAUGGAAUUGAGUCGGAACUGCACAUUAAGUGGAAUUCUGGAUCUCAGCACCUGCAAAGAAGGUAAACCAGUCUAUAUCACGUUGCCCCAUUUCCUGCAUGCGAGUGAAGAACUUUUUCACGAUGUUGAGGGAUUGAAGCCAGUUGAGGAAGAACACAACAUCUUUCUGGAUGUAGAACCAGUAAGUGACUCCAAAUUAAAUUCGUAUCCAGGCCUUCUCUGCCAUAGAAUUUGA
Notechis scutatus (mainland tiger snake) is the source of this 1173-nucleotide messenger RNA. The record is from RefSeq and is a predicted model, not a curated record. NCBI's taxonomy places the organism in Eukaryota, Metazoa, Chordata, Lepidosauria, Squamata, Elapidae.